This is a messenger RNA of Cokeromyces recurvatus, 2356 nucleotides long. Its product is annotated as OPT oligopeptide transporter protein-domain-containing protein. The transcript is spliced from 3 exons. Lineage: Eukaryota; Fungi; Mucoromycota; Mucoromycetes; Mucorales; Mucoraceae. Gene Ontology annotation, cellular component: fungal-type vacuole membrane. The coding region runs from base 201 to 2321 and encodes 706 amino acids. The record is from RefSeq and is a predicted model, not a curated record. Gene Ontology annotation, molecular function: oligopeptide transmembrane transporter activity.
UCUUCUUUUUUCUUUUUCAUUUUCUUCUUCUUUAAAGAUAUUUUAAUUUAAAUAUAUAUACAUAUAUAAGUAUAUAUACAUACAGGCAUACAUUUAUACAUACAUACAUAUUCCUUUAAUCAACUAUAGUAUUUAUAUAUACGUGUUUACUUGUUAACGUAAAAUAAAACAACUACAAAAGAGUAUAUACAAAACAUAUUAUGACAACGCCUGCUGUCGUUAAUGAAAAAUUCGAAUUGGAUUCUCCAACGACAUCAUCAUUUAGAGACGAAAAGAAAGAUUAUAUUAGAGAUGGAGAUAGUAUAGACAAUCAAGCUCAUGAAAAGUCUUCAUUCAACCGUGUUACUGAGGAAUUUCAUUUCACUUGGCGUGCUUCUAUUGUCGGUUCCUUACUUGGUUGUUUAGUUGCUGCAUCUAACACAUAUCUCGGUUUGAAGAUUGGUUGGACAUUUGGUGCAUCACUCUUUGGUGCCAUUUUUUCUUUUGCUAUUUUAAAGCCCUUAUCAAGAAUACUUCCUCCUAAAUGGGGUGGUGGUUAUUUUGGUCCAAAAGAAAACUGUUCUGCGCAAUCAGCAGCAACAACCGCUGGCGGUCUUGCUGCUGGUUUUGUUUCUGGUAUUCCUGCCAUGUAUAAGCUUGGUCUCAUGACAACGCCUAGAGAUGAUGCUGUUGCUCUUCUUCUUUUCACAAUCUCUUGUGCAUUCUAUGGUUUAUUCUUUGCUGUUCCUCUUCGUAAUCACUUUGUUGUUAAACAAGAUUUAACUUUCCCUACUCCUCGUGCCGCUGCUAUCACCAUUCUUUCCCUUCAUGAUACUAUGGAAGGUGAGAAAAAAGCAAUGCAGAAAGCUCGUUGGAUGGGUUUUUGGUUCCUUCUUUCAUUCUUUUGGAAGCUUAUUUCCUUCUGGCUUCCUUUCUUAGAUAUACUUCAUAUCUUCUAUUAUAUUGGUAAUGCUGCUAAUUACACCCCUUUGAUGAGUGCUGAUCUUGAUUGGGGAUGGUAUUUCUGUUGGGAUUUUCCAUUCUUUGGAGCAGGCUUAAUGACACCUGGUUCUACUGUUCUUUCCUUCUUUAUUUCAUCAGUUGUUAUCUAUGGUAUUAUUGGUCCUCUUCUUGUCCAAAAUGGUACCUUUAUUGCACCUUUGGGCUUCAAUGCUGCUGGUGACACAACAAAUCGUUUCUUUUUAUGGCCUGGUAUUGCCCUCAUGGCACUUUCAGCCUUCACUGAACUUUUCCUUCAUUACGAUUCUCUUUGGCGUGGCGUGAAGGGUGGUGUUGAAGAGCUUCGACUUGCGUUUAUGCGUGGUGUUAACUAUUUCCGUCGCAUCGUUCUCCGUUCAACAUUAACAGAUGAACAAAAUAACCGUUACAAUUCACAGGUAGAUGAAAAUGAAAUCUUUGCUCCGGACCAAUUAGUGCCUGCCUCCUGGUGGGUAUCGGGUACAUUUGUCUCUAUCGUCUUUACUUGUGCUAUUAUGGGUAGAUACUUUGGUAUGCCCGUCUAUCAAUCGCUGAUUGCCGUUAUUUUAGGUUUUAUUCUUUCAUUUGUUGGUAUUCAAGCCUCCGGUGAAACAGAUAUCAACCCUGUUGGAUCUAUCGGUAAGAUGUCCCAAUUGGUAUUUGCAAAGAUGCCUGCAGAAAAUCAAAAUGCAGUCAUGAAGAAUAACUUGAUGGCUGGUAACAUCUCCGCUUCAGCUGCCUCUCAAGCUGUCGACAUGGUAGGUGACUUGAAGACAGGUCAACUUGUAGGUGCCUCACCACGAUCUCAAUUCCUUGCUCAAUUGGUUGCCUCCUUUUUCGCUAUUGCCGUUGCUGUCGGUUUCUUUAUCUUAUUCGCUGAAGCUUAUCCUUGUAUCAUUGACCCUGAUAUUGAAGCCUCUGACUGUGAAUUUGGUUUAGUCGCUGUCACUGCAUGGAAAAACGUGACAUUAUUGUUGACUGGUAAUGGUGAUCCUCUUAGUAAAGGAUCUAUUAUUGCUACUAUUGUUUGUGCUGUCGCUGCUGUUGUCUUACCCCUCUGUCGUCAGUUCCUCUUACCUCAAAAGUAUCAUCGUUACUUCCCCUCCAUUAGUGCUAUCGGUAUCUCCAUGAUUAACCCUCAACCUGAGGUUCCCUUUUCUAUGUUCCUUGGUUGGUUAGGUGGUAAGAUCUGGAAACGUGUGGAUCCAGAAGCCCAUGAGGACUUGAUGUUCAGUGCAGCUGGUGGUUUAAUCGCUGGUCAAGGUAUUGCUGCUAUUCUUCAAGCUGUCUUUAAGAUCUCUAAUAUUAAAGGCAAUGUGGUUGUAGCUACUUGUAUUGGACAACUUGCAGAUAACUGCCCAUAAAAAAAAGGCAUAAUAAUAGUAAUAAUAGUAAUAAU